GACACUUGAAUGCAGCAUGCGUCACAUGCUGAAAAAUUACAGUUCAUUUUUUUGCCCACAACUCAGGAGAAAUCUCCUGGGAUAAUUUUUACCACCUGAGAGUUUCUCCAUUAAUUAAAAGCUUUCUUACAAAACAACAAUAGAAUUAACUUGAAGGAUAUUGUCAGUGAUCCGCGCAGCAGCCAUUGAACCGAACAGCUGUGAUCCAGCAGACAUUCAAGCUGCUCCAUUACAAGAAAUCAGACACAUUUCCACACCAGAUUUUCAUGGAGGCUGUUUUGAACUGCAAACCAGAGGACUUGGAGGAUUACUACGGGUUACUGGGAUGUGAUGAAUUAUCGUCGAAUGAACAGAUUCUCAAUGAAUACAAGAUCAGAGCCUUGGCUUGUCACCCAGACAAACAUCUAGACAACCCGAGAGCAGUGGUAGACUUUCAAAAGCUACAAGAAGCCAAAGAGGUUUUAUGCAAUGAGGCCAAAAGAAAAAACUAUGACCUUUGGAAAAGAAGUGGAGUCACUAUUCCAUUCCGUGACUGGCAAGCCUUGAAUGACUCUGUAAAAACCUCAAUGCACUGGGCUGUGAGAAGUAAAAAGGAACCAAUGUUGGAGGCCCCAGAAGCAGAAACCCCAGUCACCUCUCAAGCAGAGGACCUUCACUGUGAGCAGGAAGCACCAGAGAUCCCCUCAUAUGAAGCCAUGCCAUCCUCAAGUGAUUACUGCCAUCGGCGUUUCCGCUGGGCUGCUGACUCACCAUCCAAUCUACUGCAGAAGUUCAGAAAUUAUGAGAUUUAAAUAUACCACCAAUUAAAUUUUGCUUCAAUGUUUGUGUCUUAUUGUUGUCACUUAUUCACUUUGGACCCUGAUAACUGUGGUGUCAAACUUAGUAAACAUGGUCUAGCUGUAACUUCAUAUACUUUCUUGCAUAAACUGGAGAUAUUAAGCUAAGCUGGAAGUGUGGAAUACAGUUUGACAGAUCAUAUGGAUAAUUUAUGUUGUUGUAAGUCUUGCUCAGUUUAUAUGUUCAUUAAUGCACAAUGGAGAGAUGAUCAAAGCUGAUACUGAGGUACCUGUAACGCUGUAAUGUGUACUUUCAUGUUGCUGUUCAUAAUAUUUGUUGGGAACAUAAAACUACUUAUGUGUAUCAUUUCAUGGUUUACAUUGUAAUGGAUGUCAUGUAAUAGCGAGUAUGAAAGUUAUUUAUUGUCAUAAAAAUGCCUAUCAAUAUGGAUCAUUAUUGACUUCUAUUCUUGCUUAAAUAGGAUAUCUAACCACCAGAGAGGCAUAAAAGGCAAUUGAUCAGGAUUGUGGAAACCAUGCUUUUACUUGUUUUCAGUGUAUUUCAACUUAAUUGUUAAUUAGGUUGAAUCCUACUGACCUGUACAGGUAUUGCUUUUUACCAUCAAGUCAUUCAAAAAAGUGUAAGUUGUCCAACAUUUCCUUGUUCAGCUGCAAACAUUUCACUUCAUUUAUCCAAGGCUGCUUGCUUUCUCUAGACAUAGACCUGACCUUAAGAGUCGCUAUGUAAUAUGUAGACUGACAGACUGAAUUAAAAUGGUCAGUCAGUUCAUUAAUGUUGGAAGAUUAUAUGCUGUGAUUAUCAAAUACCACACAGAACUUUGAAGCAUUUUGUUCUUUGAAGAACUGAGUGCGGAAAGAGCAGGGUAAGACUAUUAAUACCUCAUAAUUCACAGUUUAAAUUACAGUCAUGUUCAAUAAUUCCACAGAGGAUAUUCCUGAACCCAUGGUUACAAACAUGGUCCCAAAAUAUGAUCACAGCUGCACACAUUAAAAUAUGUAAUGAUGUUUAAGACAUUAGUAAUAGAAACAUUGUAGGUCUCAGUAACAUGAAUAUUAUAAACACCACAGGACAACGCUGUCAAGAUAUAAAACUAGACUGGAUAGAAAUACAGGGCACUUUAUUGCCAAAUGGUUUUGGGGGACAAUAAAUGAUAGCAAACAUGAUAGAAGAGACCUCCAAGUUUGAAUGUGAGAGCUUAAAGGACGACAUUUUUUUACAAGGUAUUUUCCAGUACUUUCUAUCAAAUACUCAUGAGGCCGCCACCGUGACCACUGAACCUAUGGUUGGCGAAUGCAACCAUAUUUGAGAGGGCACAGAUCUGCAAGCUGGUUAUGACCAUUAGUUUUCAUUAGUUUUACUUAAGACUGAGUUAUAAACAUGAAAUCCAAGUUAGCAGACAAAAUAAAUCAAAUAAAAAGCUAAUUUUAUUGAAGAAGGUUCUUGCAUUGAAUAGAGAUGUUUUAAGUGAGGGCUUUAGAAACGAAUGAAAAUACCUCACAUCACUAGCAAAUAAGAAUUUCUUCAAAUGAUUGUUUUACUCAUAAAAAAUGUGGGUUAAAACAAGACAAAUGAAAUACAGUCUCACAGACUAAUCCUUUCUCUUGCCAACUAAAGCUGCAAAAUAAUUAUAGCUGGAUUUGCUCCUAUACUGACUAUGAAUCAUAUAUUAUAAGUGUCUAAUAAGUGAAAAAAGCUUUCUUAAAUAAUUUGAAGGUUUGGUUGAUGUUUAAAGCACUGAAAUGAGUUGAAAUGUUGAAAUGUAGAUGAUAUAUUGAGCUGGAAGUGUCAGUCGAAGGGAAAUUAGUAAAUCUUUAUGAAGAGUGAUAGGAGUUAUUAUUAUUUGUUGUUGUUGUAGGAAUGUAUGUCAGAAAUGCAGGUUGUACACUUCAACAUACUGUAUGACAACAGAAAAUAGGCCAAGAGCAAUUACUGAAAACAGAUAAAGAGCUUUUCUAAUGAUUUAGUUACAUAUUUGAGGUAUGCAGUUCUGACUGUUGUUUUGUCCUGUGUUUUCAGCCAGAGGCAACACCUUGCGGUUUGCACAUUUUGCGAAGUGAGACAUUAAAACAGGUUCAAUUAACGGCAACAGAAGCCUACACAGUUAUGCACACGGUUCAAACUGGAAUCUCAAAACAUUAGCACAUUUACAUUCAACUAAGCUCGGAUAUUAUGACGCUUAUCAGUGGAUGAACUUUAGAAAAAUGUUGAAACACUGAGCAACAAAGUGCAGCUGCACUUCUUCGCCACUAGACGUCACCGGAGUUUCUGAUGACGUCAUCUGUGUCGAAGUUAAAAGCCCGAUGAGUGCAGAGAACAGUUGCCGGGUGCGGUGGCGCGCGCCUGUAAUCCAAGCUACCGGGAGGCUGAGGCUGGCGGAUCGUUUGAGCUCAGGAGCUCUGAGCUGCAGCGGACUAUGCCGAUCGGGUGUCCGCACUAAGUUCGGUAUCGAUAUGGUGCUCCUGGGGGAGCUCGGGACCACCAGGUCGUCUAAGGAGGGGUGCACCGGCCCAGGUCGGAAACGGAGCAGGUCAAAGCCCCCGUGCCGCUCAGUAGUGGGAUCGCGCCUGUGAAUAGACGCUGUAGUGCAGCCUGAGUAAUACAGCGGGACCCAGUCUUU
Molecule: messenger RNA, 3415 nt
Organism: Thunnus maccoyii (southern bluefin tuna)
Lineage: Eukaryota; Metazoa; Chordata; Actinopteri; Scombriformes; Scombridae
Gene: dnajc12
Product: DnaJ (Hsp40) homolog, subfamily C, member 12
Exons: 5
Coding region: 267-791 (174 amino acids)
Cellular component (GO): cytoplasm
Source: RefSeq, a predicted model, not a curated record